UCAGAUCGGAUGUGUCAAAAACGCAUCAUCGCCCCCCAGUAAAGUGAGCAAAAAAGGGCCAAACAGCAAGGGAUGAGCGUCGAUGAAACCAAAAUGGAACCACUGCCGACGGCUGAAUCGCCUCCACCGCAAGCUGCUGCACCAACGGCACAAGCACUGCCUUCGCCAUCGCCACCGCCAGCUGCAACCCCCGCAGCAUCUGUCGGUGUUCGCAUCCGACCGAAGAUCUGCGAUGUCCGGAACUGUGAUUCGAACAGUUUGCGCAACCCAGAGAUUCUGUUUGUGUGCGUCCCCGGCCACAGCUACCCAGAGCGGCGCUUCGUUUGGUUGACAUUGAUGCAAGCCGCCCGCGACAAAAAGCGAAGCUACUGUUGCUCGCGUCACUUUAAGGUGCCGGAUGAUUUCAAAGAUUUCCAGGAGUUCAUUUCAGCCCCUCCGGGCUACAAGCGGCAGUUGCUGGUGAAAAAGGGGGUUGUGCCGCAUCUUAAUAUGCCACCGCUGAAUAUGUCCGCCCUUCCACCGUUGACAGACCGCUGGCCAAUGACUCUGCCGGCGGGUAUGACGGAAGCGGACCAACUACGACAAAAUGCGGCAAGGUCGUCAAUGCCCCCGCCUCUGGGGAUGCGUGGACAUCCGUUAGAUCCCCAUAGGAUGCAAAGUCAACACUUGGCAUACGUGUCGAGUCCCUCCCGAUUGAGAUACUGCAAAGCCGUACAGACCGACUCCACCGCUCCCGCCACCACUGCCAGUGCGGGACCGCGGAAGGUCCCUCCGAGUUUACAGUACUGUCGGUUGUGCUUCAAACGCCAGGAUUUGGAACCAAUCUUUACCGGAGAUCAAACGCUGAUCGAGCCGGAUCUGAUUGAUCAGAUUUUCGGAUGCACCGAAGUGAUGAUCUGCGUUGAAAGAGACUUUCCGUCUUCGAUCUGCACCGGAUGCUACACCAGUGUACAAGAGUUUGUCAAAUUUCGCAAACUGGUCCAGCUGAAUGAUCAAUCCCUUCGAGGAAUUCCGCUACCCUCGAUGAGCAGCACACCAACCCGGUCCCCAUCGUUCGGCACGCAGACGACCUCCGUCCGGACGAAGACCACAGAAAUCAUUCCAACCCGUCCGGCACAGAAGGUGACACCGGUUCGAACGGUUAGCUCCGUAUCUCCAGCGCGGCGUCGAGAAGAUCCCCUACUAGAGGUUCAGCGCGUCGAAAACGUCGAACGAUACCAACGGCGUCAGCAGACCAUCGAACGAAACCAACCGUUGCGUGCGCAAAGGAUGCAAGACACGCUCUAUCCGGUUCCGUAUCGAAGACCUGCUGCCGAGACUCCAACCUCGGAUGACCCACUGGCGAGCGCUGAAGACGGGGAGAAACCACCCGCAGAAUCGGAAAGUAGUUCCACACCGGAAGGAGUUCAGCUGAACGGUCGAAUCGUUCCUGUGACGCUGAUCCGUGUUCAAGCGGAAACAACGGAUUCCAACCAAGGCGUAGAACUGCAAGUACCCAGUACAGGUCACAACGCAACCAACGCUGAGGGCAAAUCGGAAGAUGUGACCGUCAAAAAGGAAGAACCUAUUGAGGAGCAGCAACCACCGAAGAUUCCUUCUCCUAUGAAUACCAUCAGAGCCAAACCCUUACACCAACUUAUGGCAAGCCCAGAGCAGAGAAAACUGAAUCCUCCGAGUGUCCUACAGGCAGUGAAACUGCUUCCAUCGGCCACCGCUAGAGCGCUUGCUAAUCAGAAAUAUUCUCUCAAACCUAUUAGCACCUUAACGAGAGGCAUAACGAGCGGUCGUUUUCCGCACCGUGUUUGGAAGCCAGUUCUUGAAAAAAGUACCCCGAAGGAAUCCAUUGGUCGAAUGUUCCCCAAAUCACUGGUACGAGCAGUGAAAUUCCCCGGAACUAUGACUACAUUGUUUUCCGGGUCUAGAAAACAUCACAAAUCACCAACCCCUUCGGGAAGCCCUAAACCCGUGGAAAGUCCUAAACCUGCAGUAGUAGUGCCCAUAUCGAACCCGGACGAACGCAAACAACCAUCCGAAAAACCACAAGUUCUUCAGGAAAUGAAACUCCCGGUCAAACCUACCGCCGCAUCACCGGUCCCGAAGCCCACGAACACCACCUCGGCCACUCCGCAACCGAAACAGAAGGAAAACAGUGUCCCUGAAAGUCCACGAGAUCCAACUCCAAACAAACCGAUCAUUCAAGCAGCGAAGCUUCCGGUAAAACUUUCCGCUCCCUCACCUGUCCCCAAGCCACCUCCAAAACCUAAACAAACUGAAACCCUAGCAGCACCAUCUGCCUCCAAACCACCUCCAAAACCAAAACAAACUGAAACCCUACCAGCACCAUCUGCCUCCAAACCACCUCCAAAAUCAAAACAAACUGAAACCCCACCUGCCCCCAAAGCACCACCAAAACCAAAACCAACUGAAACCCCACCUGCCCCCAAAGCACCUCCAAAACCAAAACAAACUGAAACCCCGCCAGCACCACCGGCCCCUAGCUCCAACGCUCCACCGCCUUCACCGCGAUCAUCCCGCGUUCGAAAGGUUCCCCUUAAAUUCCAGGACUCCGUCGGAUUUCCGAUGCCGAAGAUCAUCACCAUCAAACCGGAUCCGGACUCUCCGAAAGUUGAAUCUGGCAAGGUGCCUCAAGAAAAACCCAAAGAACCUCCGGUUCGCAGCACUCGGCGAUCGAAUGUUGCCGAAGAGAAAGCCUCGGAAAGUCGCCCGCCUACCAAGCCCGAUCGGAAACAGCCGGAAGUGAAGAACGAUGCGAAGAAUAAGCAGUCCAAAGAGGAGCCUGCGGUGGCACGACUGACCAGAAGUUCCGAAACAGGAAAUAAAAAAUCGGACACACCGCAGAAGGCGAAGCCGCCGAAGCGGAAAUCGGACACCAAACCGGAUCCGGUUGCGAAGGAAGCUCCACCGCCAUCGAAAUCUCCCAAGGUGGAACCGAAGCGGAACAGUUUGGAUACGCAGAAGCAGGAGCAACGAGCCAAUGGUAGUAGGAAAAUUGUUCCAACGGCGGAAGUGAAGCAAAAGAAAUCGAAGGAACCGGAACCGUCGUUCAUUCCGCUGGUUUCGUCUCAGGAUUGGAAGUGCCCCUUCUGCUCGGAUAAGGUGUUCGAGCAGAAAAAGGGACUGGUGAAACAUCUCCGCAAACGGCACGGCAUGGACUACGCACUGGUACGGCAGCGGUUAGCCAUCUACGGUGGGAAUUGGCGCUAGAGAUUAAAAAAUACCCUUUAAGUUGGUUGUAAAAUGUUAUGUAAAUAAAUGAAUGAUUUU
Ochlerotatus camptorhynchus is the source of this 3285-nucleotide messenger RNA. RefSeq names its product proline-rich protein 36-like. Gene Ontology annotation, molecular function: zinc ion binding. The coding region runs from base 73 to 3225 and encodes 1050 amino acids. NCBI's taxonomy places the organism in Eukaryota, Metazoa, Arthropoda, Insecta, Diptera, Culicidae. Gene Ontology annotation, cellular component: nucleus. The transcript is spliced from 3 exons. The record is from RefSeq and is a predicted model, not a curated record.